ACAGGAAGUUCUAUGAGGGAAGAAGUCUAGAGAAGACAUUGCUGGAAGUGGCAGCUGAGGAGCUAUCCGUCUACAGAGAGACCGGCAUAGAUCACAUGACCAAUGAGGAUGGAGAAGGACCGGAGUCACAUGACUGAGAGGAUACUAAAUCUCACCCUGGAGAUCAUCUACCUGCUGAUUGGAGAGGUGAGGAGGAUUCUGGGAGGUCACAUGACAUCACUCUUAUCUCUAUUAUUAAAACACAGACCUGACCGGAGAGGAACAAAGAGCAGAAGAUCCUGGAACUGACCUCUAUGAUGGUCCAUCUGCUGACAGGAGAGGUUCCUAUAAGGUGUCAGGGUGUCACUGUCUAUUUCUCCAUGGAGGAGUGGGAGUAUUUAGAAGGACACAAGGAUCUCUACAAGGACGUCAUGAUGGACAAUCAGCCGCCCCUCACAUCACCGGAUGGAUCCAGUCAUGGGAACCCACCAGAGAGAUGUCCCCGUCCUCUGUAUUCUCGGGAUUCCACACAGGAAGGUCACACCAUCCCUCAC
Staurois parvus is the source of this 533-nucleotide messenger RNA. Lineage: Eukaryota; Metazoa; Chordata; Amphibia; Anura; Ranidae. The record is from the annotation of a GenBank genome assembly.